Acanthisitta chloris (rifleman) is the source of this 1368-nucleotide messenger RNA. It is a transcript of the gene AS3MT, whose product is annotated as arsenite methyltransferase. Gene Ontology annotation, biological process: arsonoacetate metabolic process; toxin metabolic process. Lineage: Eukaryota; Metazoa; Chordata; Aves; Passeriformes; Acanthisittidae. The record is from RefSeq and is a predicted model, not a curated record. The annotation marks the transcript as partial. Gene Ontology annotation, molecular function: arsenite methyltransferase activity. Gene Ontology annotation, cellular component: cytosol. The transcript is spliced from 13 exons.
CUGCUGGGUCAAGCUGCUAGAAACAUGGUGAUGCAAGAAGAUGCCAUCCUGCACUCGGAAGACCCUGGCCAGCCCUCCAGCUGCGUCCUCUCCGAUGGAAAAUUCGGGGGACCGUGGGCUGAAACAAAGCACUUGGUGUCUGUGCCUGUCGUUGAGAAAGAAGAAGGAGGUGUGCCACUGCUGGCAGAUACCAGCAGGAAGCAAUUCAGAAGAAGUGAGUACCAGGAGGCCCUGAGGAACACGUGUCAGGUGGCAACACCCUGCAGAGAGCUGAUUCACCAGGAUGUGCAGAAUUACUAUGGAAAAGAGCUGCAGAAGUCAGAGGAUCUCAAAACCAAUGCGUGCAUCACCUCGGCCAGGCCCCUUCCCAGGGUGGUGAGAGAUGCUUUGGAAUGUGUCCAUGAGGAGGUGGUGGCCAGGUACUACGGCUGUGGUCUGGUGAUCCCUGAGUGCCUGACUUCGUGCCGGAUCCUGGACCUGGGCAGUGGCAGCGGCAGAGACUGCUACGUGCUGAGCCAGCUGGUUGGGGAGCAGGGCCAUGUCACUGGGAUAGAUAUGACUGAGGGCCAGGUUGAGGUGGCAAAGAAGCACAUUGCCUACCACAUGGAUAAGUUUGGCUACCGAAAGCCGAAUGUGCAGUUCCUCCAUGGCUACAUAGAGAAGCUGAGCGAUGCUGGGCUGGCUGAUGAGAGCUACGAUAUUGUCAUCUCCAACUGUGUGAUCAACCUCACCCCUGACAAGAGGACUGUGCUGCGGGAGGCCUUCCGUGUGCUGAAGCCUGGGGGAGAGAUGUACUUCAGUGAUGUCUAUGUCAGCCAGCGCCUGAGCGAGACUGUCCGGAAGCACAGGGUGCUGUGGGGGGAGUGCCUGGCAGGAGCCCUGUACUGGAGAGACCUGUAUAGCAUUGCUGAGGAGGUGGGGUUCAGCACCCCAUGUCUGGUCACCGCAAGCCCGAUCACCAUUGGCAACAAGGAGCUGGAGGGCAUCGUUGGUGACUGCCGCUUUGUUUCUGCGACUUUCCGCCUGUUUAAGGUGCCGAGGAGGAGCCGAGCCGGGCCAGGACAGGUCAUCUACAAUGGUGGGAUCGUGGGACAUGAGCGAGAGCUGGUGUUUGAUGCCAACUUCACCUUCAAGGAAGGAGACGUGGUGGACGUGGAUGCUGAGAUGGCUGCAAUCUUGCGGAGCUCCAGGUUUGCGGAGGAGUUCCUGAUCCGAGCCGGAGGGGCCAGCACUGCAGAGCCACAGGGCUGCUGCUACAAGGGGGUGAAGGAGAAGAUCUGUGAUCCCUUCCAACUGCUGGAGCAGCUGGCAGCCCCAGGCCCUGCCUGCCAUCCUGGUGGCACUUGUGGUCCCCCAGGGUGCUGCUGA